Closterium sp. NIES-67 is the source of this 1100-nucleotide messenger RNA. The record is from the annotation of a GenBank genome assembly. NCBI's taxonomy places the organism in Eukaryota, Viridiplantae, Streptophyta, Zygnematophyceae, Desmidiales, Closteriaceae.
AUCUGGAAUUUGUAUUUCGCGCAACCGUCGCUAACUCGCGCCAUGGCUUGCGCUAGCCGCCUCGGGUUGUCCCUCUCCGUAACUAGCAGUUGCCUGGCUCAUAGCGGCCGAAAUAUAAAUACUAUCAGGGGUGCCCACGGCAGCGUGAGCAGCCGUGCCAGCAGUUACACCUUCAACAAAAACAGCAGCGGUAACAGCACCGCCAGGGGCUGCAACGCCGCCUGGUUUUCUCCGCAUAUCUCUGUUAAUACACGCGCUGGUGGUUUUGAAAGAGCAGAUGACGUGGUGUUGAGACGUAAACGAGCUGUUGGGGUUAGAGCGGCCAUGGGUGGUGGCGGCACGCCUGGCGAAGGCGGCUUGUCAGUUGAGCAGCUGGUAACCCUAGAAACGAACAUUGACGACAGCACGCCACAAAUCUUGGCUUAUGUGUCGGAACUGCUGCUAUCUGCGGGCGCUCUUGAUGUCUGGAUGGUCAACGCCAUCAUGAAGAAAGGUCGACCAGGCGUGGUGCUGCAUGUGCUGUGCGAUCGCAGCCAGUGCGACAACAUGCUGUCCAUCAUUCUCAAUGAAACCACCACGCUGGGAGUGCGCAUAGUACCAUGUGAGCGUGUGGCAGUGGCAAGGCUUGAAGAGAGUGCUCUCACGCCCUGGGGAUGGGUGCCGGUCAAAGCGGGAUACCUGCAGGGCAAGCUGGUGACAGCCACAGCGGAGUAUGAGCCGUGUGCUGCAAUUGCGCGAGAGAAUCACGUCCCUCUAAAGGAUGUUAAGUUCGCCGCGGAGAAAUGGUUCAUUGAGAAUGAGGCCCGUGAGCAGGGUCAACUGGGCUUGGGAUGACUCUGAUCUGAGCCUAGCUUGUCGAUGAGUGUGUUUUUGGACAUUGAAUUCAAGAGGGCAUCCAAAUGUGUCAAACACCAAGUCUAUCGCAGUUGAACAACAAUGCUCCGCGAAUAUGUCACACCUCAGGGAGCCCUCACACUGUGCUUUGGCGUGCAUUGCUCGUGCGAUUCUUCAUUAUAUGAUUUGUAAUAUUUUUGAAAACACCAUGCCCCAUGAAGGAGGCUUUGUUGUAGGCAUGCAUAUAUUUAAGGUAUGGAAGGGGA